Molecule: messenger RNA, 2161 nt
Organism: Pistacia vera
Lineage: Eukaryota; Viridiplantae; Streptophyta; Magnoliopsida; Sapindales; Anacardiaceae
Product: heavy metal-associated isoprenylated plant protein 34
Exons: 3
Coding region: 323-2014 (563 amino acids)
Molecular function (GO): metal ion binding
Source: RefSeq, a predicted model, not a curated record
UUGUGUAUUUGUUUGUUUAAUAUCUUAUUAUUCUAAUGAUGCCUUGCUGCCUGUGCAACCGCCUUCCCCUCUCCUUCUCUCUCUCUCUGGUAUUAUAAAAAUUAAAGUUCAGAACAGCUCACAAAUCACAAUGUCCUCAAUUACACUAAACAAAGCUCAGCUUGCAAAAGAUAAGUUUUAAAUGCUCAACAACUGCCUUUAACUCUUUCAGUCUUUUGUCUCUUAAGACAAACCAAACCAAACCAACUUCAACUUUGUUCUUCUCUCUUCUUUCUGUUCAUUUCACUACUUCUCAGAUCUCUCUGGCUUCAAAAAAACAAACAUGAAUAAGCAAGAUUUCAUGAAGUUACAGUCCUGUGUUCUCAGAGUGAACAUACACUGUGAUGGCUGCAGAAAGAAAGUGAAGAAACUUUUGCAGAAAAUUGAUGGUGUUUAUUCUACAAGCAUAGAUGCAGAGCAAGGGAGGGUGGUAGUAACAGGCAAUGUUGACCCAGCCAUUCUCAUCAGGAAGCUUGAGAAAUCAGGGAAACAUGCAGAGUUAUGGGGGCCUCAAAAAGGUUCAAACAACUACCAAAAUCUUCUCAACAACCAGUUCAAAAAUAUGCAUUUUGAGAAUGGGAAGGGUGGUAAAGACAACAAAUCUCAAAAGGGUGGUGGGAAUAAUAACCAACCAAAAGGUGGCCAUCAACAACAACAAAUUAUGCAGCAAUUCAAAGGGUCUAAGGAUAUGAAGAUGAUGCCCCACAAGGAUAAAAAAUCUGUCAAGUUUCACUUGCCUGAGGAUGAGUUUGAUGAUGAGGAUUUUGAUGACGAGCUUGAUUAUGAUGAUGAAGAUUUUGAUGAUGAGUUUGAUGAUGAUGAAGAGUUUGAUGAGGAGGAGGAGUUUGGCCAUGGCCAUGGCCAUGCUCACCAUGGCCAUAAUGGUCAAAACUUUCCUAACAAGAUGAUGCCCAUCAUGAAUAAUGGUCAUGGUGGGAAACAUGGGCCUCAUGUGAUGAUGAAUAAUGGGGCUGUCAUGAAUAUGAAACAAGGUGGUGGUAAUAAUGGUAAUGGAGGAAAUGGUAAAAAAGGAGGAGUUAUUGAUAUACCAAUUGUAAUGAUGGGAGACAAAGAUGGUAAAGGAGACAAAGGAGGAAAGAAGGGAAGCAAAGAGAGCAACAAAGGAGGGAAGCAAAGUAAAGAAGGUAAAGAUAAAAUUGAUGGUAAAAAAAAAAGCGGUGGUGGAUUUCUAGGGUUUGGUAAAAAGAAAGGGGGUGAAGAUAAAAAGAGUGGUAAAAAUAGUAGUGGUGGUGGUGGGUUAUUAGGGUUUGGCAAGAAGGAUAAAGAUGAGAAAGAUGGUAAAGGUAGUAACAAGAGUGGCAAGAAUGGUGGUGGUGGAAACAAUAAUGGCAAUGGGCCCAAAAAAGGUGGGGGUAAAAAUGAUGGAUUCCAUGAUAUGAAGAAAAUGAAGAAUGAUUUCCAUGAUUUUGAUGUCACUAGUCAUGGCAAGGGUGGUAAAGGAAAUGGAGGAAAUGGUCAUGGUGGUGGCCAUGGCGGUGGUGGGGGUAAGAAUGUGGGUCAGAUGGGUCAAAUGGGACAAAUGGGCCAGAUGGGCCAGAUGGGUCAAAUGGGUAACCAUCCAAUGGCCCAGAUGGGUAACCAUCCAAUGGCCCAGAUGGGUAACUAUCCAAUGGGGCAAAUGGGAAAUUACCCAAUGGGUCAGAUGGGUAAUAUUCCAGCAGUGCAAGGACUACCAGCAGCAGCAGCAGCAGCCGCAGCCGCAGCAGCAAUGAAUGGUGGAUAUUAUCAUCAAGCGAUGGGGCCGGGGAACCCUUACAAUCAACAAUAUAUGGCAAUGAUGAUGAAUCAACAGAGGAUGAACGGUGGCAAUGAGAUGUACCAACCAAUGAUGUAUGCAAGGCCUCAUCCAGCUGUUAACUAUGGACCCCCACCACCAUCAAUGAACCCUCAUGUAACUGAUAAUUACACUCACUUCUUCAGUGAUGAGAAUGCUAAUAGUUGUAGUAUCAUGUAAAAUUAUUUAGAAAUAGUUUUAAUCUUGUUAUUGGGUUUUUGGUUAAUUCUCUUGUGUUUGUGUACUUUUGUAGUAUCACUCAUAAAACAAGGGUGCAAGGUUUAAGAAAUAUACAAUAUUUGCCCGUAAUGGGUAUUUUUUGUUUCA